AUGCUUCGUCUCCAUGAAAUGCACAAUCAAUAUGGAGCCACAGAUGAAUUUCAAAAGGAGGUCAACUGGAUCAACAAUGUACACAUGAAUGAAGGGCGGUGUGUUCUUACAUACAUGUGGGGAGACUUGUUCCGCAGAUCCAAUGCCAAGGGAAGUAUUCUUCAUGACAAACUAGGAAUUGCGCGUACUCCAGGGUCGGAAAUGGUAUUGAAUCGAGCCACGGGCAAUCUGGAAAAAUGCGCUCGAGAAUUGUGUCCCUAUGCCAUUUACCAUGAAGAUAUUGGUUUGGUCAACUCGGCCCCAUAUGCCGCCAACGGUGGCUGGGGGGCUGCCAUUUCCGGCAAUACUUCUCCCGAAAAACAAAAGGCCCUGGCAGAUUUCUUUUUGUGGGCUGCCAGUCGAGAUCAGUCGGAUCAAUAUGUGAUUCCCAAGUCCACCUUGCCAUGGUACGAAAUCAAUGGACAGGAUCCUUGGCGCAAGAGUCAGUUGGAUGUGGAUAAGUGGGUCGCUCAGGGAUUCGACCGAGACUUGUCCAAACAAUACGUCGAGUCAAUCCUGACAAACUUGGUGUCCAAAAAUGUUGCAGUGGAGGCUCAGUUUCCAAAGGCGGGAGAGAUUAUGAGUGUCCUGGAUAAGGUGUUGCAUGAUUACUUACUAGGUGAUACUAUUGCUCCAAUUUUAGAGAUCUAUCAGAGGUUACGAGGAGUGUUUGUGCCAAAUGAAGAAAAGAACCAUUUGGGAGGCGUUCGGUACAUUGGCAUGGCCUUGAUGGUGAUCAUUCUUUGGUCGUCCAUGGGCGCAGCUGUUUGGAUCAUUGUCCUUCGCAACGAGAUGGUGGUCAAGGUUUCCCAGCCACUUUUCUUGGGAUUGAUAUGCUUGGGAACCUAUCAUGGCCUGCAGUAUCAUCUUUAUGGGAAUUGA
Molecule: messenger RNA, 921 nt
Organism: Cylindrotheca closterium
Lineage: Eukaryota; Bacillariophyta; Bacillariophyceae; Bacillariales; Bacillariaceae
Source: the annotation of a GenBank genome assembly